Messenger RNA from Cooperia oncophora, 549 nucleotides. The record is from the annotation of a GenBank genome assembly. Lineage: Eukaryota; Metazoa; Nematoda; Chromadorea; Rhabditida; Trichostrongylidae.
AUGCUCUGGGCCCUACCUCUUCUCGCGCUGGUCAGCGCCCAGACAAUUCCCUCCGUAUCACAAUGUCCGACCGGUUCCCAAGCGGUCUUCGUACUUCAACGCAAUGCCACCAUCGGUAAACAAAUUCGUGCCGUGCCCACUGCGGCUUUUGCCGAUUGCUCUGACCAUUGCGCAGCCUCAAAUGACUGUGUUGGAGUCGAGUUCUUACUUGGAAAUUGUAAAGUGUUUGGUCCCGGUAAGGAAGCACCAACACCGGGUUCCAAGGUGCUCAUGAAGAAUUGUGUCAAGAGUGAACGAGUCUGUUCAUCGCCAUUCCAUUUCGACUUGUUCGAGCAAAAGAUCCUCGUCGGCUUCGCUCGUGAGGUCGUGCCGGCUGAGAAUAUCCAGGUUUGCAUGAGCGCUUGUCUAAACUCUUUCGACACAUUCGGUUUCGAAUGCGAGUCGGCAAUGUUCUACCCAGUCGAUCAGGAAUGCAUUCUGAACACCGAAGAUCGCCUAGACAGGCCUGAUUUGUUUGCUGACGAAGCCGAAGACAAAGUCAUCUACUAG